UUUCCUUCUUCAAGGGUAUGGUGUUACUAACACUCUCGGCAUCGAUAGAUAGCUUAAGGCCACCUCAAUGCAUCAAGAAACCCUGCAUUCCGGCAUCAAACGGCCAAACGAGCUUCCUAUACUGCGCGUUGGCCCUUAUAGCCCUAGGAACCGGCGGCAUCAAGCCGUGCGUUUCCACAUUCGGAGCGGACCAAUUCGACGAAUCGGAUCCAACCGAAGCCCAAAAGAAGUACGCGUUUUUCAAUUGGUUCUUCUUUGCUAUAAACAUGGGUGCCCUUUUAGGGAUCACCAUUUUGGUGUACAUACAAGUUGAGUUCGGGUGGGUUUGGGGAUUCGGUGUACCGACGGCUUUGAUGAUUGUUUCUGCUUUCAUCUUGGCCGCCGGUUUUUUCAAGUAUCGGUACCAAAAGCCGAUGGGAAGCGCUUUUACGAGAUUUAUUCAAGUCGUGGUGGUUGCUUUGAGGAAUCAUGUGAAGGGUGUUGAGGUGGGGAGGGGAGGUGAGCUUUAUGAGGUUAGGACAAGAGAAUCUGAUAUUGUUGGUGCAAGAAAACUCCCUCACACGAAUCAAUAUAGAUUCUUGGACAAAGCAGCUGUAAUAACAAACCCCGAAAGCAACAACCCAAAGAACCGAUGGAGAUUGUGCACAGUAACACAAGUCGAAGAAUUCAAAUCCUUCGUCAGAAUCCUCCCCAUAUGGGCAUCCACCAUCGCCCUCGCCAUCUCCUUCUCUCAGCUCUCCACCUUCUUCAUCGCCCAAGCCGCCACCACCCGCCGCCACCUCGGCGGCAGCUUCGAGAUUCCGGCGGGCUCAACCCCCGUCUUCAGCGCCGUCAACGCCCUCCUCCUAAUCCCCCUCUACGAAAAGCUCGCCGUCCCCUUCCUCCGCUCCCGUACCGGCCACCCACGUGGCAUCACCUCGUUGCAGCGCAUGGGGAUCGGCCUCUUCGUCUCGAUCCUCGCCAUGCUCUCCGCCGCCUUGGUUGAGAAGAAGCGUCGGGAUUCAUUUCAUUCGAGCUCCGACGACGACGACCGCCGCCGCCGACUGAGUGUUUUCUGGCUCUUCCCGCAGUUUUUUCUGAUGGGUGCGGCGGAGGUUUUCACGUACGUGGGGCAGCUGGAGUUUUUCUACGACGAGGCGACUGACGGUACGAGGAGUAUAAGCAGUGCGAUGUUCUUGAGUGAGAUUGGGAUCGGGAGUUGGCUGAGCACCGCCAUUGUUAAGGUGGUGGAGAGAGCUUCCGGCGGGGGGGAGGGGAAGGGGUGGCUGAGGGAUGAUCUUAAUGUUAGCCGGCUUGAUUGUUUUUACUGGAUUCUUACGGGGAUUAAUGGGGUCAAUUUCUUGGUGUACUUGGUUGUUGCGCGGCGGUUUAAGGGCAGGAGCGGCGGCGGUGGUGGUGGGAGUGUGGCCGAUGAGAAUGCGGCGGUGGAAUUGGCUGCUCCUGGGAACGUGGUGGGAGAUGACGAGGAGUUUCGCAGUGUGGCUAUCUAG
Molecule: messenger RNA, 1490 nt
Organism: Erythranthe guttata (spotted monkey flower)
Lineage: Eukaryota; Viridiplantae; Streptophyta; Magnoliopsida; Lamiales; Phrymaceae
Product: protein NRT1/ PTR FAMILY 8.1-like
Biological process (GO): oligopeptide transport; transmembrane transport
Cellular component (GO): membrane
Molecular function (GO): transmembrane transporter activity
Source: RefSeq, a predicted model, not a curated record